This is a messenger RNA of Maniola jurtina (meadow brown), 6202 nucleotides long. RefSeq lists its product as uncharacterized. Lineage: Eukaryota; Metazoa; Arthropoda; Insecta; Lepidoptera; Nymphalidae. The transcript is spliced from 13 exons. The record is from RefSeq and is a predicted model, not a curated record. Bases 419 to 5647 code for a protein of 1742 amino acids.
GUAGAUAGAAAAAAAAAUGUACCUAUAAGAAGCUUUUGGAUUAAAAUUCAUCAUUUUUAUAUGAUCACUGUACUGGUUAGCUAAGUUAAACUCAAUAAAAUGCUAGAAGAAGGCUGCUAGAAGAAUAAAAAUCUGUCAAAAGUGUAUUGAAAUUAGACUGAAAUCAGAAUUGAAAGCAGUAAAAUGUCACUUGAAUUCUAAAUUUUGGUAAAAAUUUCCGUUUUUUGAGCCAGUAGAAAAAGGAGUUUAGAGAAAAAUUCAUAUAAAAUACAAAUCCUUCGGGAAAUGCCUGUUCCUACUUGUCAAAACUGGCACAGCGUUUAUCGACCUGACUGCUACUCCUCAACUCGCCUGAUGAAGAUGACCGUAAGUAACGAGCAUAUACCCAUAAGUGUUGAGUGGAUCUGAUGGUAAAGCGAUGGAAGGUGGUGAGGGCAUGGUGGCGGUGGUGCGCGGACUGAAGGACGCUGGUCUCGCUGUCACGUUGCUAGAUUCUGGGCGACAGUAUACUCUCCUGCCUGACGCUGUACUGCAUCCCGACGCACCGCAAGUGAACUUAGACCACCAGGAAGCGUACCGAUACGCUGGUCACCAGACUUCAUCCCAGUACGGGGUUCACCAGAACUCACCCCAGUACGCGAGUCACCAGGCAGCGGCCCAGUACGGAAGCCAUCAAGCAGCGUACCAGUACGAACCUGACCGUGACGUGUCGACACGAGAGAGCGGAGUACAGGCGACAGAUGGACGAUAUGCUAGCACUUAUAGGAUGAUGCAUUGCCACAUGACUCCAACCUCCCCUCCAGAGCUGGUGACAGAGUUCCCCCCACAGAAGGCUGAGCUUUGUCCCGGUCGUGAAAACUUCCAAAUUGGAGGAGUGGGUAGUGGUGAGACUUAUUGUCUGGCUACAAAAUGCGACAGUUUUAGAGGUGGCAUGUGCUGGUCUGACAGAGGUUCAGUAUUCUCUCCAAAGGCCUCCACUCAGCCUGAUUCCUUCACCAACUCCUUACGAAAAUAUCCAAAUAUAUCCCAAGACCGUUCAUCUGAGAUCGUGGAAAGACUCAUCUGUUAUACACAAGCUAAACAUUCGGCCAUUAAACAAAGGUCCAACGUGUCACCAACCCGCAAUAUGGACUCAGACAUGUCCAAUCAGACCAUCAACAUGGAUGUUCCAUCCAGGAACAUAACUAGCCCAAAAUAUCCUCGCCAGUUAUAUGAACCUGAUGUUAGGAGUAAAAGGUUACAAGAGUCCCCAACUCGAGAAAGAUCUAGAAGAGGUCCAGUAGACCAAGAAACCCUGGAGGCUUGGAGAAGGUCAACAUUCUGCCGGACAAAUGACGUCCGUUGCCUUCGGGAUGUGUCCAGGAAAGUCCGGGAUGGGAUACGUACCUUGUCUCAUCAAUCAAAUUGUCAACCUGAGAAACUAAACAGUACAAGGGAGAGAUGUGAACCGCACAUGAUUGACAAAGGAUUAGAAGCACAAUCGAACACAAAUUCGGUGAAUAUGGAAAUACAAGUGGCGGUACAAAUGGUGUCGAGAGAAGUAGUCACUGUACCAAUACCUGUGCCUUCGCAGAGAACUAUAGCAGUACCCCUCACGCCGUCUCCAUCUCGCGCUGAACCAGAUUCAGAAGUAUCGAAGCUUCCAUCAGAACUGACAGUGGUACUACAAACAGAUUUUGAUCGCCAAGAAAUAUCUACCACGAAACCUAGUAGAGAAUUCAAACCAGCCAUAAGCGCUAUAGAACUGAGCGAUAGUAAACUAAAACAGUAUAAAGGAAGCAAGUCACAGGACGAGAUAAAAACGAUUCAAAACGAGUUAUUAAUAAUACAAGAUUUACAUUUAGGACCCUGCUGCUCCAAAUUCCAUAGAAAAUCACACAGUAGAAUUAAUAAAAGCAAUAAGUUUUUAAUAAAAUUCGCGAAAAAUCCCGAAAGUGUGUCUAAACAUGGCGGUAAAUUAUAUGAGCAUAAAUGCAGUCGGUUAACUAACAAUUCAAAAGAGUUAAAAAGAUUUCAAUCUUACGCUAGAAUUUAUAAUGCUAAAGUUACACCGUAUAAAACUUCAGAUGAAAAUGAUUUGGCUGAUAUAUUAGAUGAUUGGUUAGAUUUGAUCCCUCUUAAACCAAAAGAAUCUUGUGGCAGAAAAUUUGACAAGGAAUUCAUUUUUUACGACUUUUUUGAUUGCUUAAAAUACUAUGUUAGCAAGCCUCUUGAAUCAAAUAGAAAAUACAAACUGAAAACAGACAUUUUAGAUAAAUUGGAUACUCUGCCUACUGAAAUCAAAGGAAACAGAAGAGCUGUUUUAAGCAGAUUAGCGGAUAUAUUGAUAAAUAAAGUGAAACACAUUGGUUGCAAGAAGUCAGCCAGAAGUACAGAUAGCAGUAGAAGAGAAUUAGAAGAAUUUAAAGAAAUUUGUAGCUCUAUUUCUGUAGGAUAUGUGCCACCAACUGAGAGUGAACUCAAAAUCUUUAUAUCAUCCGAACUUAUCUUGUAUUUAGAAAAGACCUGUUUGAAAAUGAAUCGACACAAAAUCAAAGAUUUAGAAAAUGAUUUACUGGAUUGUCUUAUGAUAUCAAUAGAGGAAAUAAGAUUUGGUUGCAACAGACGCGUUAGAAAAAGCGUUUUCAAAAUUUUGAGAGACCAUGGAUUUUCAGAAUGCCAAUCUACACUUUUUGCAAAUCUUUUGAUAACUAAUUUAGAACAAUCAUUUAUUAACGACGCUGUACCGUCAAGAAUACGAUCUGAAACAUUAAUUGUACUUCCAAAUAUACAACACGUCGCACGUUCCCGAAAAUCUACGGCACAUAACUCAAAAGUUAGCAUAGAGAGUAAAAAAAAUAAGAAUAAUAUUGCUCUAGAUAGGUAUACUAAUGAAUUAUGUAGGCAAAUAGAUGAAUGGCUUUCAAGUUUAAAGUUACAAAUUCCAGAAAAUAGAGAGAACGAAUUAAGGCAAGUUAUAAUAAACGAUUUAGCUGGAGAUAUAAUGGAUAGACACAAGUAUUUAGAGUUAAAUCCUACAAGUAGAGGAUCUGACGAAACAGAGCUUGAACAUUUACGGUACCAAAUAUAUAAAUGGAUUAGUAAACUUGUGGGGGAAGAUAAUUUAAUACCUAAAGACCAUGCUCCAGAAUUGAUGACCCGAAUUCGAGGACUACCUAUGUUUUCAAACUGUCACGAUAAUAGUAAUUCAUACCAUGCUUCUAAUCAAGGUGACGAUGUAGGUAAAAAACCUUUUUUAAGUGGUUCUUCGAGAAGCGAUAAUAAUAUUAAAUUGAACAAGUCCUCACCAGGAAUAAAACAUGAACCUGAUUUUAUAGAGCGAAACAAAAAUGAAAAGAUUCCAUUAGGUGUAUCUGUUUCAACUAGCUCGAGAGAUAUUAAUGUUAUGACCAUGUCUAUUGGAUCUCCCAAUUUAACUUUCAGGGAAUCUUAUAACAAGAUUAGAUGUAAUCAAAAUUCAAAAGCAGUCUGCUGUAUUGAUUUGAAGAAUUCAAGUCAAAGUAUGAAAUCUGUUGAACAACUCGAGGCUGAAUAUCAGCAAUUCGUAAAAGAUUGGGUGCAGAAAGUACCUAUAAAAACGAUUAGUCCUGACCAAGCACCUGUAGUGGAGAGAGCUAGAGUUGAAUUACACAAUAGUCUGUGGAAAAUUGUGUCCAAGUUAAACUGUGAUCCUGCCACUUAUUACAAUUGUUUCUUUUACGAAGAUCUUUUAGAUGACGCGAUUGAGGAUUUAUUGGAUUGUUUACCGCAAACUCAAGAGAUGAAAUCUGUAAGACUCUCGCUCAAAGUAGAGUUUAUUGAGAAAACUGUUAAUCUUUACGACCAUAUACGGGCACAUGAGGAUGCUUCCUUUAAAAAUAAACUAGUAAAAAAUGUCAUCACAAACCUACGCACACAUGGCAUAAUAGACAAUGAGCGUGAGGAAUCUAUAAAACAGCACGAAGAUCUUCAAAUAAUAAAACUAGUUGAGGAAUAUCUACUUUAUACUAGAUUUAAAAAUGAUAAUAAGUUGAUUUCUGACGUGUUCAAGAAAAAAUUGACACGCGAAAUCGGAAAUUUUGUCGAAGACUUGAAAAAGAAUCAUGACAAAGAAUUUAGAAACGUUGAUACCUCUUCUUAUAAAUCGGAACUUAUGAAUGCGUUAGAAAAAGUACCUCUGCCAAAUGAAAGAACUAUAAAAGAAGAAGCUGAUGAUAUACUUCUGGGAUUGGAAGUAGAACAGUGGUACACAGAUUUGCCUGUUGUUCCAAAUGAGGACUCAAUCAACACAUAUCACACAAAAAUGCAAUUGGAUAUGCUGACAAUGAAAAUCAAAGAAAUAGAGAACAGUUCAAGCACAGAUGAUUCAGAAACUGUUCUUAGAAAUGAAAUAACAAAGUUUCUCGAAAAAACGCCACUCAAAGAAGGUCAAAGGUUGAACUUAAACUUUAUGGUAGACGAAUUAAUAAACAGAGUAAAAAAUAUGCAGAAACAAGACAAAGGUCCGAAUAAUAAAAAAGUAAUAUUUCAGGCUCCUGACUCUUAUGAUGAAUUUGGUAAGAAUAUUCCUUUUGCCUCGAGUUAUAUCGAGACAUCUCCGUCAUACCAAAAUCGUCUUUUUGAAAACAAUUUAAGUAACAAUAAAGCUCAACGUUUAUCAUCCAACGGUCAUGACUUGAAUAUUAUAACAGAAACACCUACGUACCAGCCACAUGAUAUUGUUGAACCAUCUAGUUACAGAAGAUCUUCAGAAGAAAGUCCAACCAGUUCAAGCUUUAAAGAAUCAGCUGAUCAAUGGCAUUCAUUAAAAGACAGUCAGAUUCACACUCCAAGGCAGAAUAUAAUUAACAAUACACAACGUUAUUCUAUUCCUACUUCAUCUUAUGCGCCACGGGAAUAUCAACGAGAUAGAUCACUUAAUGGAGUACAAAGUAAGUCAAUAAAUCAAAAUUGCCAUCCAAAUAUUAAUCAUCAACGAGUAGAUAUAUUAGGAAAUUCUCAAACGCAGCCAUCUUUUUUGAAUAAAGACCCAAGAAUGAGUUCGCUUGAAGAGCCUUCAAGUUUCCAAUACAAUCCUCAAACAAGUGAAGGAAUAGGAAUCAGUCAAGUAGCUGGACCAAGUGGAUAUAGAACAGGCCAAUUUGAAUUGCCACAAGCAUAUCCCCCAAGCUCUCACCAAAUUCCAAAUGCAGCAAUGUAUUCUACUGAUGAUCAUAGAAGUAGCAUAGCUAAUCAAUCGGGUAUUCUAAUUAAACAAACUCAAGAAGAUAGAGAAAAAGAUCAAGCUAAUAAAUCCUCAAUAGGAUGCCAAUCCUUUAGAAAUGAUGGUAUCGAAAAAUCUCGUGAAGAUUUUAAAAACAAAAUCGAUAAAACGUUUGAUACAACAAAGCGUUUGAGUGUGGCUACAUCAACAGGUCAAAUAUCUGAUAUACAAUUCACAGCACCGAAACCUAGUGUUAAUAAAAGACGUCCUAAAUGGGCUAUGACAGAAAAAGAAGGUGUAAAACGACGGUCCACUGAAACUGAUGAUGAAGAUGACGAUUAUCAUUGCCGUUGUAUUGAGAGAUAUUGGAAGUGUAGACGAAGACCUAAGUAUUUGUCAAGCGAAGAUUUUGAUGACUAUCCACCAUGUUUUCCUAUAUUUUUUCCGUACCCAUGUUUUCUUUAAGACUCCAAACAAAAUCUUUCGGUAAGAUAUCACGUAACAUAAACCGAAUAAGGGUAUUCCAGCGAACGUUCCAUAAAAUUAUGGAGCUAUGCAUUCAGAGACAUCUAUGAUAAUUUUAUGGAACGUUCGCUGGAAAGUUCCUCAUUAAGAUUCGAAUACCUCGACCAAGUUACUCCGUUCCAUCUGAUAUUCCUAAGAUUUAUGAUUUUUGCUCAGCCUGGACCAAUUUUUAAGGCCAAGGGCACAUAAACGGAUUUAGAUUUUUUUUUAAAUGCUGCCUCUUUUUGACAACCACAUUAUGCUCUUGUCAAAAAGUGCCAGCACCACAGAAACCUAGAGCAAAAUCAAAAUUUAAAGCUUUUAAACUUUACAUGCGGGUACAUAAUCAUUUGUAUUGUUUAGUUUUUUGUCAAAAGUUUGUGAUUAGGAUUUAAUGUUGUGGUUGGAUGUAUGUAUGUAUGUAAUGUAAAUGAAUCUGUGAACUAUGUUGGGUAUUAAUACUGUUGUCUCUAUAUUACUUUAUACUUAUUGUUGAAAAUAAAGAAAUGAUUUUUG